AGCAACAUCUUACUGAACAAAAAAGGACCAAUAAUCAUCCAACAAAAAACAAAACAAAAAAAAAACACCAUUUUUUUUCUUUGUCCCAAUCUUCUCCUCUUCUGCUUCUUCUUCUUUAUUAUGCUAACUUUUCACCUUUAAUUUCUUUAAAGUACUGUAUUCCCACUUCAAGAAUUGUCAUUUUAGUUUGUUGGCAAACUCAAAUUUGCAUCUUGUUUGCUACUUGGAACUGCAGGUUCUUGCAAUGUAGAUAUCUGAUCUUUCCUAGUUCAGAAAUUUUGUUGAUUUGUUCUCUCAAAUGGGGAUGGUUAUCUUGAUUUCUUAUGUGGAUAUUGCUGCAAGGGUAUUUUACGCUGUUCAGCAUAGUACAGGUGAUUUCUUCUCCUUUAUUGAGAGAUCUUCAAAGUAGUAAUACAAGUUAUAGCCAUGGCGUAUUGGAGCUUGAGGGAGAUAUUUAGUGUGCUUGCAGUUAGCUAAAAUGAAGAGCACACAGGAUCCACAAAGCACAACUGAGAAACAAUCUUCAACUCAGGCUUCUCAUGAGGCCCAAAGUGACCAGCAGAACAAUGCAACCGAUACACCUGUAGCAGAUUCAGCUUCAGUUUCUGCAUCAGGCAAUGACAACCGAAAAGUUUCACGUGAAGAUAUUGAACUAGUCCAAAACUUGAUUGAACGUUGCUUACAAUUGUAUAUGAAUAAGGAUGAAGUGGUUAAAACACUUCUUAAUCGUGCAAGGAUAGAUCCCGGAUUUACAGCUCUUGUUUGGCAAAAAUUGGAAGAGGAAAACGCAGAUUUCUUUCGGGCCUACUACAUUAGGCUUAAAUUGAAGAAACAAAUCAUCUUGUUCAAUCAUUUGCUUGAGCAUCAAUAUCAUCUGAUGAAAUAUCCUGUGCCUCCGAAGGUUCCAUUGACUCCGAUGCAGAAUGGGAUAAAUACCAUGCCAGUCAACAACUUACCCAUGGGAUACCCCGUCCUACAACAACAUCCCCAUCCAGCUGCAGGUCAACCUCAUUUUGAUCCGAUGGGCAUGUCCAGUUGCCAUGUGGUUAAUGGUGUGCCUGCACCAAGCAACUAUCAUCCAAUGCAAAUGAACUCUGGAAAUGAUAUGGUGGUAGAAACGAGUGCAUCUGAUGUAGCACCAGCUGUUCCACCUAGCAAUGCCAUGUCUGAUAUGCCUGUAAGCCCUGCAUCAGUAGCUUCCAGUGGACACUUCCCCUUCACCGCUUCGGAGAUUUCAGGGAUGGGAAUUGACACAUCAGUGCUUGACUCUUCGUUCCCAUCUGACGUAGCAAGUUCAGUAGGAUUGCAACUUCCACCAGAUAACGGUGUUGGUAAUUCUAGAGAUUUGCUGAGAUCCUUGGAUCAAAUUCCUUGGGAUUUCAGUCUUUCGGAUCUAACAGCAGACUUAUCAAACUUGGGAGAUUUAGGAUCUCUAGGAAACUAUCCCGGUUCCCCGUUUCCAGAACAAGAAGAUAUAGUUGAGGAGUUCUUCGUUGAUGUUGAAGCUGCCCCAGGGCCUGCAGCAUGUCCUCAAUCAGAUGAAGAGAAGUCUUAGUUUAAGUUAACACGAGCACGUUCUUAAUUCCAUAGCCAGAAUAAGGAGUUUGGCGUGAUCAGCUAAGAACAUUGAUUUACCUUUGUUAGGUAUGUCUGUGUAGUUAUUAACCCAACUUUUCUGGUGCCAAUGACUUACCUCGCUUUAUUCUUAUACUGAUCGAGUUGCACUAUUUUCUAUUCCAAUAGAUUUCACUUCCCUAGCUUGCGCGAUAUAUCAUUUGUAGAAGCAAGUCAAGAUAUGUCAGUUUCAUUCCUUUUGAUGUUAUAAAGCUUGUAUCUUUGGUAUUGAACAUAAACAAUCAGAUAAAAUCUGUUAACCAA
Molecule: messenger RNA, 1878 nt
Organism: Solanum lycopersicum (tomato)
Lineage: Eukaryota; Viridiplantae; Streptophyta; Magnoliopsida; Solanales; Solanaceae
Source: RefSeq, a predicted model, not a curated record